Molecule: messenger RNA, 906 nt
Organism: Lasiodiplodia theobromae
Lineage: Eukaryota; Fungi; Ascomycota; Dothideomycetes; Botryosphaeriales; Botryosphaeriaceae
Exons: 3
Coding region: 1-906 (301 amino acids)
Source: RefSeq, a predicted model, not a curated record
AUGACAGCGCCCCAGAGCCACCCAGAAGAGGACCGCUCGGAAGAAGGAGCCUCUGGCUCAACUACUGGCAUUUCCGCGGCUGCCGCUACUCAUCCUCACACCCGACUCCUCAAUAUUCUGGGACGUUACCGAGCCUUGCAGCGAACAGCGCCGGAGGACCGCUUCAUCCGUGACGCUGCAGUGAACAGCUUCGCGUACGUUCCGGACAACUCGGAGGAAGAAGACUUUCAAUCUGCGGAGGAAGAAAUUCCUCCCCUUUACUUGUUCCGGCCGGAGAUGGAGCAAACUCCCAGAUACGAACGCUCCUGGUUCGACGACGAAGGCCGUGAACGUGGCCCGGACAAUGACUCCAGGCACGAAGACGAAGAUGAACAUGGCCCGGAUACCCCCGAAGACGAUGAACGCGGCCCGGACAACGCCCCGGAGAAUGGAGAAGCUGGUGGCGAUGACUCGAAAAGACCCUUCAAAGGAUAUCCGCAGUACAAGCACCUGCUACACGGCGGCACUUGGACUAAUUUGUACGGCGAGAAAGAAUUUCCGGAUCCUCAAAAAAAUUGGUAUCCGAAGGUUAUCAGAGACAGGGUGAUGGUCAUGGGCCGCACGGCUCACACGGAGGAGUGCGACUCGCCCUGCGACCACUGCAAGCAGAAGGGGUUGCACUGCAUAGUCUGGAAGAAGUCCGGUCCUCCAAAGCCUUUCCGGGCUAACGCGACCUGUUUACACUGCUUCUCAGGAAAGAGAACAUGUAAGCGCACCCCCAAGCCGGCGCCGAAGCCGAAAGACGUUCCUCCCAGCAAAUCGAAGACCAACUCCGCCGGCAAGAAGUCCAAGAAGGCUGCAAUCCAGCCAGAGGCUCCGCCCUCGGAUCAAGCAGUUCCCACAACACCCGGAGGUUCCAAGAAUUAG